UUGCUGCAAAGAUGACAAAGGGAAAUGCUUCUCUCUGUUGUAACUUGUUCUGUCAGUCUCCUGUAGGCUGCUGUUCCCACGUUUACCUUGCUGGGCUGGGUUUCUGAAGACGAUUGUUUCAUACCACCAAGUAGAAAGCACAGAAGGCAAAUGUAGCUUAAGAGUGAUUCCUGUGUUUUAAGUUAAAUGUUAACCAGAUUCAAAUAAGUUCAAGAUCAUUUCGAGUGACAUUAACUUGUUUGGCUGGUGAGCAAGAAAGAACUCAAGCAGUGGAGAAUAGGCAUGGGGAUACUUUAUUCAGAGCCCAUUUGUCAGGCAGCUUAUAAUAACGAUUUCAAUGAAGUUCAGCUCCUUUUGGAUAAAAGCAGCAGCUACCUGAAUAUCCAGGACAGCUUUGGUGGAGAUACCCCCUUAAUCUGUGCAUGCAAGCGGGGCAACAACAGAAUAGCUAGUUAUCUGCUUAAAAAGAACGCUGAUGUCAACCUUAGAAACAAGAAACACCGCACUUGUCUGCAUUAUGCUGUCAGAAAACGGUUCAGCUUCCUUGAUUAUGUGCUCAUCAUAAUCCUCAUGCCAGUUUUGCUUAUUGGAUAUCUCCUCAUGAUCUCAAAGACGAAACAGAAUGAAAACCUGGUCAAGAUGUUGCUUCAAGCUGGAGCUGAUGUUAAUGCUACAGACUGUUCUGGUAGCACAGCCCUCCACUAUGCUUGUGAAAUGAGAAAUCAGGCAGUCAUUCCUCUAUUGCUUGGAGCUCACGCAGACGUUUCUGUAAAGAAUCAGGAUGGGGAGACUCCUUUAGACAUUGCAAGAAGACUACAGUUCAGCAACAUCGAAAGCAUGCUAAGAAAAACUUCCUAAUGCUUGGUGGGACUUCAUCAAGGACUGUUGGAAGUGCAGAAAAUCACUCCAUCAGGCAAUACAUCCUAUAUAACUGCAAGAGUCCUUCAGAGGGCUGUAGACUGAUAACUGAUAGAUACUUGGUCCAAAUUGUUGUAGACUUCGACUGUUUUGUAUGAGACUUGUGAGUAUCCUCAGGACUGUGUGGACUGAAAGUUUAUUUGAUUUUACUAAGCUGUGAAUGAGCACAACCGCAUUCAAAAUAUUGCUCUUCCCAUUCACUCCUCCAGUUUUACUGCUUGACUUGCACAGAUAAGGCUUCUGGAAACCUAAGCACCACAUGCGAUAAGUAGCUAAUGAGGAAAUAAAAUAUCCUUUACCGUCUGUUACAGCUUCCUUAGGGGAUGCAACUGAGCAGUAUGCCACAGCAGUUUAUACAAGGUCAUUUUUCUGACCUCUUUCACUUAGUAUUUCUUUUCCUACCAUGAGAAUGACUGUUCAAAUAGAUUGCUCUCCUUAGCACUUCUUCCUUCUUUCCUACAAAUUUCACACACUUUAAUUCUCAAGAUGUUGCUACGAGAGAAGGAUUAUCUUAUGUUUUUACAUUAAAAAAAAAACAAACACAA
Messenger RNA from Coturnix japonica (Japanese quail), 1463 nucleotides. It is a transcript of the gene ANKRD22, whose product is annotated as ankyrin repeat domain 22. The record is from RefSeq and is a predicted model, not a curated record. Gene Ontology annotation, molecular function: protein binding. Lineage: Eukaryota; Metazoa; Chordata; Aves; Galliformes; Phasianidae.